This is a messenger RNA of Acanthosepion pharaonis, 717 nucleotides long. The record is from the annotation of a GenBank genome assembly. Lineage: Eukaryota; Metazoa; Mollusca; Cephalopoda; Sepiida; Sepiidae.
AUGGAGGGCGUAUCGCGUUUUCUUCUCUCCUUCUUUUCCUUUUUCCCUUCUUCCUUUCUUCACGGUUUCGUUGCCUGCUUAAACCUAGCUCGUGUAAUGGACACGGUUGGCUCAGUGUCCUCGUAUCAGCCAAUGGCAGUCGCGAUGUCGGAUUUGAAAUCGAGGCGUUUGAUCUCUUAUCUCUACAUCAAAUGGUACUCAGAUGAGCUGGGGAAAGGGGUCGAAGUAUUCGGUCUGUUCAUAUCUAUCUAUCUAUCUAUCUAUAUCUAUCUAUCUAUCUAUCUAUCUUUUCCAGUUUGUUUAUUUCUAUCUAUCUAUAUAUCUAUCUAUCUAUCUAUCUAUCUAUCUAUCUAUCUAUCUGUCUGUCUGUUUGUCUACGGGUACUCACAGGAUGUCUUUCUAAUUUUCCUUCCCAUUUUUAUCUUACCAUCUUUUUUUCUUUCCAAAACUCAGUCAAUUCAUUUAUUACCCUUUCUUCCUCAUUCUAUUUCCCUCUCAUUCUUCGUUCCAGUCUUUCUAUUUCCCUCUUUUUAUUUCCUUUGUUCGUUCGUCUUUCAAUACAUUUACUAUCGACGUCUCUUUGGACUCGUCACACCUUCAUUAAUCCGACCAGAAACAGUAGACUUCAAGCGCUCACAUCAAACUAGACGUCUGUCUGCCUCACCUUCUCCCGUUCCAAUAAGUGGGAUGCCUGGAUCGGCAUCAGUGGCAGAAUGA